AUGCAGCAGAACGGACAGCAGGGCCAGGGACAGGCCAUCGGAGUGGCCAACGCGGCAGAACUCGGCGGGCUGGGCCAUGCGAGCUCCCUGACCGCCAUGGAAGGCGUGUCGCUGGGUGGCGUUGAGCCUCGGAACACCCCCGACUUUCAGCGGCGGCGGAGCGUCCCGCACCUGUUUCCAGGCGCGCUCGCCCCACAGGGCGGCGACCGGCGCAUGUCGCUGGUGGACUUCGGCAACCCUAGCAAUGCAGUUCCGGAUUAUCAGCUUGGAAACAUGCCAGGGCUCGGCGGUCUCGAGGGAACUGCUUCACCAUACGCGCAGCAGGGUCUGAUCACGAUGCCUGACCCGCAGGUCUAUGGAACUCUUGCGCCCGAAUCCACGGGAAUCGCCGCCUUCCCGAACCUGGAUAUGGCUUCAAUGUCCGCGAAUACCGGCCAUCCGAAUCUCUACAACUCGCCAGACCUCCGGUCCCAGUAUCCGCCCCCCACCCUGAACCCUGCCGGCCCGGACCUUGUCAUGGACAUGGGCUUGGGCAACGUAGUCAUGAAUGUUCCGAACGACACCCGGAUGGCUGACUUUGGGUUUGGGGGGAGCGGCGACAUGAUGGGAGUCGGCCAUGUUUUCGACGGUCUGCCGGUACCCCAGGAGCCCCCCAACCUGAUCCCGAAUCCAGACUUGAGCCAGUUCCAAACCGACAUGCCGCCUCCCGAACUGCGGGAAACGUCGGUUCCCGCGUCCUUUCACUCUCCCGCAGCAUCGACUACAGGCUCCCAGGCGAUGUCUCAUUCAAGCGGCGGCCGGUCGAGUAUCCCCGCCGGGACGCCGAGCUCGACCGCAGCCACCACGGGCGGGCUCACCGCCCGGCAAGAGUCUCAGAAAGACGUCUACUCCAAGAGCGGCUUCGACAUGCUCCGAGCCCUGUACUACGUCGCAACACGGAAGAACCCCACCGUCGAGAUUGGCGCCGUCGACAUGUCGUGUUCGUUUAUCGUAUGCGACCUGACUCUCAACGACUGUCCCAUCAUCUACGCGUCGGAUAACUUCCAGAAUCUGACGGGUUAUAACCGGCACGAAAUCGUCGGGAAGAACUGCCGCUUCUUGCAGAGUCCGGACGGCGUGGUUGAGGCCGGCUCGAGGCGCGAAUUUGUGGCCAACGACGCCGUGUUCAAGCUGAAGAACGCCCUUGCGGAAGGGAGGGAGAUCCAGCAGAGUUUGAUCAACUACCGCAAAGGUGGCAAGCCGUUUUUGAAUCUGCUAACCCUUAUCCCAAUCCCCUGGGAUAACGACAAGAUGAAGUACUGCAUCGGCUUCCAGAUCGACCUGGUCGAGUGCCCUGACGCCAUCUCCGGGCAGGAAAGCGGGGCUAUGCAGGUCGACUACCGCCACGAUGACAUCGGCCAGUAUUUCUUCUCGCCGCCGAGCUCGACGCAUUGGGAACCAAAAAGCGGGCAAUCCCUGAGUGUCGACGAGGUCUCGACCCUGCUUGAGCAGUUGAACCCAAGAGCGCCCGCUUCGGAGUGGCACAAACAGUCCUGGGACAAGAUGCUGCUGGAAAACGCCGACGACGUCGUCCACGUGCUGUCACUCAAGGGCUUGUUCAUCUAUCUCUCUCCGGCCUGCAAAAAGAUCCUUGAGUACGACACGACCGACCUCGUCGGCGCCUCGCUCGCCUCCGUGUGCCACCCCUCCGACAUCGUGCCCGUGACGCGCGAGCUCAAGGAUGCCCAGCCCGGCGCUACCGUCGACUUCGCCUUCCGCAUCCGCCGCAAGCACUCAGGCUACACCUGGUUCGAGAGCCGGGGCACCCUGUUCAGCGAGCCGGCCAAGGCCCGCAAGUACAUGAUCCUCGUCGGACGCAAGCGCCCCGUCUUCUCGCUCCGCCGCCGCUGCCUGGACGCCUUUGGCGGCGGCGUCGGCGUCGGCGACGGCGAGUUCUGGUCCAAGAUGUCCACCUCCGGCAUGUUCCUGUGCGUCUCGUCCGCCGUGCUGCCGCUGCUGGGCCUGCAGCCCGCCGAUCUGGAGGGCACGAGCAUGCAGGAGCUGCUGCGCAGGGAGUCGCGCGCCGAGUUCGGCCGCACGGUCGAGAAGGCGCGCAAGGGCGCCGUCGUCGGCUUCCGCCACGAACUCACGCACCGCCGGGGCCAGCUGGUGCCGGCGUAUACCGUGUUUUACCCCGGCGAUGCGCCGACGCCGGGCCAGAAGCCGAGUUUCUUGAUCGCGCAGACCAAGGUGGCGAAGGGCGCCGCGAGGGUCAUCGCGGGCGGGAGCAAACUCGCUGGGGGUACUGCUCCAGCCGCUGCCGCUGCUGCUGUGGCGCCGGCGCCGGCGCCGUCGCCGUUUGAGGAUCUGCCGAGUGGUGUGGUGUUGGGACACCAGAAGCAGUUGGUCUCGCCAGCGGUGGCAGCGGCCGGGAGGGAGGAAGAGGACGACGACGACAUCUUUGUCGAGCUGAAGACCACGCGCUGCACGUCGUGGCAGUUUGAGCUGCGCCAGAUGGAGAAGGUCAACCGGCUGCUGGCGGAGGAGGUCACGCAGCUGAUGGCGGGCAAGAAGAAGCGGAAGCGGAGAAGAGGGCCCGGGUUGGCUGGCGGCGGCGGCGGCGGCGGUGCUGGUUCUGGUUCUACUAGUAAUGGCGUCAGUCCGAGUACCCUCCUGCAUGGCUGCGCGAUGUGCCAUACGAAGGACACGCCCGAGUGGAGGAGGGGACCGAGCGGGAACCGGGACCUGUGUAACUCGUGCGGCUUGCGCUUUGCAAAGCAGCAGGCGGGCAAGGUCUCGCCGCGGACCGGCGCGUCCCGCGCCUCCUCGGGCGAUGAUCCUGGCCACCCUUCCCCUUACCACCACCACCCGGCCAGCAGUUUGCGGGCCGGCACCAGCUCGGCCGGCUCCAAUUCGCCCGUGGAAGUGUCGCCGCUGCGGCGCGAGGUCUCGGCGGACGAGCUCAGCGCCGGGUCGGCCGGCGCGGGCACGGGGAGCGUGGAGCGAGCCAGCCUGGGCGAGCUGAGCAGUGCCGGCGGCAGCGUCAGCGGCAGCGCCGGCGGCUUGGAGAUGGGCUCCAUUCCGGAGGAGCAGCCCCCGCGCGCGGGAGGCAUGAGCGAGUGA
This is a messenger RNA of Thermothielavioides terrestris NRRL 8126, 3102 nucleotides long. RefSeq lists its product as uncharacterized. Bases 1 to 3102 code for a protein of 1033 amino acids. Gene Ontology annotation, molecular function: sequence-specific DNA binding; zinc ion binding; protein binding. Gene Ontology annotation, biological process: regulation of DNA-templated transcription. NCBI's taxonomy places the organism in Eukaryota, Fungi, Ascomycota, Sordariomycetes, Sordariales, Chaetomiaceae. The transcript is spliced from 2 exons. The record is from RefSeq and is a predicted model, not a curated record. Gene Ontology annotation, cellular component: nucleus.